UCGGGAGAACUCGUGUACCUGCUUGGUUCUUGGUCGCACUCUCUGGAAACUUCCACACUCUUCUGGUCAUUCUCAGUUUGGCUUCCAGACAUAUCUUUGCCCUUUUAUCAAUCUCACUCUCUUCCGAAUCAAUUCCCAGCAACGCACCAACGCUUUUUAUUUAACAUAAACAAACUAAAACACUCGUAAGAAAUCUAGCUUCGAAGGUGAUUCAGCUUUCAAGAUUCUUUAAUUUUUUCUUUUUGCGGCAAAACAAGAGCAACAGGAAGAGGUAGAAGAAGAAGAAGAAGAAGAUGGGUGUAGAUUAUUACAAGAUCCUGCAAGUUGACAAGAAUGCAAAAGAUGAUGAUUUGAAGAAGGCUUACAGGAAGCUUGCCAUGAAGUGGCACCCUGAUAAGAACCCAAACAACAAAAAGGAAGCUGAGUCCAAAUUCAAGAAAAUUUCUGAAGCCUAUGAGGUUCUGAGUGAUCCACAGAAGAGAGCUAUCUAUGAUCUGUAUGGUGAAGAAGGGCUAAAAGGCCAAGUUCCACCGCCAGAUGCCGGCGGUCCUGGUGGAGCAACAUUUUUUCAAACUGGAGAUGGUCCAAAUGUGUUUAGAUUCAACCCCAGAAAUGCUAAUGACAUUUUUACCGAGUUUUUUGGGGUUUCUAGCCCCUUUGGAGGAAUGGGAGGGGGUGGAGUUGGCAGUGGGAUGAGAGGUGGUUCAAGGGCGUUUGGUGGCAUGUUUGGUGAUGAUAUAUUUAGCUCGUUUGGUGAAGGAAGACCAAUGAGUCAGGCUCUUCGUAAAGCUCCUCCUAUUGAAAACACACUGCCCUGUAGCCUUGAGGAGUUAUACAAGGGAACCACCAAGAAGAUGAAGAUUUCAAGAGAAAUUGCAGAUGCUAGCGGGAAGACAUUGCCGGUGGAGGAAAUCCUGACCAUUGAUAUCAAGCCUGGUUGGAAGAAGGGAACAAAGAUUACCUUCCCCGAGAAAGGAAAUGAACAACCGAAUGUAAUCCCUGCAGAUCUUGUCUUCAUAAUUGAUGAAAAACCGCACAGCACAUUUACACGCGAGGGCAAUGACCUUGUUGUGACGCAAAAGAUAGCGCUGGCAGAAGCAUUAACAGGCUACACUGUCCACCUUACAACAUUGGAUGGAAGGAGCUUGACCAUCCCCGUCACCAGUGUGAUUCAUCCAAACUACGAGGAAGUCGUCCCAAGGGAAGGUAUGCCAAUACCCAAAGAGCCGUCGAGGAGAGGUAACCUGAGAAUCAAGUUCAAUAUAAAAUUCCCGACGAGGUUAACUGCGGAGCAGAAGUCUGGAAUCAAGAAACUAUUGGCACCAUAGGGUGGAGUCUGAUGAUCAUCAUCAUCAUUAGCAAAAUAUGAGACUUAAAAAACUUUGUGAAUAUCUUCUCCUCUUUCCCCUCAUGGACAAGGUUACCUACCUGAUUUGUAAUGUUUUGUUUGUGGUUUUUAAGUGAUGGAUUUGUUACCCAGAAGAAUAAAAGUUUAGCCUAUUUAGCACUGCUGAGAAAGCAAAGCUGUAACACAA
Molecule: messenger RNA, 1535 nt
Organism: Theobroma umbraticum
Lineage: Eukaryota; Viridiplantae; Streptophyta; Magnoliopsida; Malvales; Malvaceae
Cellular component (GO): cytosol
Molecular function (GO): protein-folding chaperone binding
Source: RefSeq, a predicted model, not a curated record